Molecule: messenger RNA, 3052 nt
Organism: Xyrauchen texanus (razorback sucker)
Lineage: Eukaryota; Metazoa; Chordata; Actinopteri; Cypriniformes; Catostomidae
Product: tudor and KH domain-containing protein-like
Exons: 14
Coding region: 135-1775 (546 amino acids)
Biological process (GO): spermatogenesis
Molecular function (GO): RNA binding
Source: RefSeq, a predicted model, not a curated record
CUGGCUGCGUAGUGCGUCCUACAGAAUAAACCUCAGCAGCACCGGUGGAGCAGCUGCACGCUGGCUGGUGUCAAAAGGAUCAUUUGAAGGAGUCGCUUCGUGGGUGGAGUUUACCAGUUGGUGCGACACAAGUGAUGGCUGCGGUUCAAGACGUCCCGUGGAAAAGCCUGAGCUCAGGGAAGAAAGUAGCCUUGGCUGCAGGCCUCUCUGUGGGGGCCACAGUGGGCUACCUUGUUUACCGCCACAUUCGAAGCAGCAGUGUGCAGUGCGAAAGUAAAGAGGAGUCCAGAAUAUCUAUUCCACUUGACGUGUACCGAUCUAUUGCGAGAUAUCAGAGCGCCUUUCUAGAUAUAGUGAAUCAGAAGUCUGGCGCCCAAAUAAAUGUGUUACCGAACACUAAAGAGCAGAGCUUGGUGAAUUUUCUCAUCCAGGGUUCACCAGAGCAGAUUCUUGUGGCGCAAUGUGCUCUGGAGAAGCUGGCCACUGACUGUGAGGUCAUCAACGAUGUCAUUGAAGUGCCUCAGACGGCAUUUGGACGAAUAAUAGGUCGUGGUGGUGAGACCUUGAAGUUCAUUAACAGAGUCUCUGGGGCCAGGGUGAACUGCCCCAGAGAUCGUGGACGCAGCAUAGAGGAGAAGGGCAAGAUCACAAUUACUGGCACAUGCAAGGAAAUUCAAAGUGCUAAGGAGAUGAUCAUGGAGAAGGUCAUAGAGAAUGAAACCGUACGAAAGCGGAUAAGUCAGUCCUCUGCUCUGCGUCAGAAGAGGAAACCACUGGAAGUGGAGCAAUUUUAUAAAGCUCCAGGACUAGAGAAUGAAUUAUUAAAUCCUAAUGGCAAAGAUUUACUUUCACCACUGACUGAGCUUCAACAUGAGGGACUUGUUACGGUGAAUGGCUUUGCUGACAGCACUGACACAGCUGAAAAUUCCCUCAAAUCAGAGGAGGAGAUUCUUUCUCCAGUAUCACCUUUGGAGAUCUCAAAAUUUGAAAUUCCAAGCCCAGAUCUGAGCUUCCAGCCUGAUGAGCACCUGGAGGUGUAUGUGUCUGCCUCUGAGAAUCCUCAGCACUUUUGGAUCCAGAUUCUGGGAGUACGAUCUCUACAGCUGGAUAAACUGACUGCUGAAAUGAGCCGUUUCUACAACAGUGACACCUCGCAAGAGCACAGAGUGGAGACCAUUAUUGUUGGAGACAUAGUGGCUGCUUCAUACAGAGACCAUGGUACAUGGAACCGUGCUCGAGUGUUAGGUAUUCUGGGUUCUGACUUGGUGGAUUUGUAUUACGUGGACUUUGGAGACAAUGGGGAGCUGCAACGGGAACAUUUACGAAGCAUGAGAAGUGACUUCCUGAGCCUACCCUUCCAAGCCAUUGAGUGCAGCCUUGCAGGGGUCCGUCCUGCAGGAGAGGUUUGGACCGAGGCAGCCCUGGAUGACUUUGAACGCAUGACGUACUGUUCUGAAUGGAAACCAUUACUGGCCAAACUGUACAGCUAUUCUCAUUCUGAGAUCUCAUCCUGGCCCAGUGUGAAACUCUAUGACAACAGCCAGCUAAAGGCUGUGGAUCUGGGUAAGGAAUUGAUUCGUCUUGGUCAUGCUGUUAGCUGUGAGGAUGAAGGGUUUGGGCUCAGGGGAGACUGGGAUGAGUCCAGAUCACUGCAGAAGAUGCUGGAUGACAUGACGGGAGCAACCUCAGAACUGAGUAUGUCCUGCAUUAGUUUAUCAGAAGUUGCCUCAAUUUCUGGAAGCGUGGAUGAUACUAUUGAUGAGGAAUUCAACUGACAACAGACCUAAGACAUAUGCCUUUUUAUUGAGACCAGUCGUUACCUUCAUUUAGCAUUGAACACAUGCCUCCUGUCUCUGAGAAAGAGCCUUACUUGACUACGCCACCUGCUCGAACUGCCUGUAUUUACUGCUUAAAUACUAAAUUAUUUUCAGUUUGUAUAUUCAAUAUUUAUAAUUUACAGCCUGUGUGUCUGGAAGACCUUUUUUGAGUUUUUUUUUUUUUGUACUGGUUAUACUUGGGUUCUCAUUUCCUGUAUCUAAAAUGUUAUGGCAGCCCUUUUUUGGUUUUGCUCGUGUCUGAAUUGUUUGACAGUUGAAGAGCAGAGCUCAGGGAACUUACAAUUGACUUUAGUUAGAAACCUCAGUGUUAUUGCAGUGUAGCACCAAAGUUACUGUUAUUUUUGAGUGAUGUUUUUUUGUUUUUGUACUGUUUGUACUUUUGUUUCUCAUUUCCUGUUUCAAUGUGGUUUUAAUUCAUUGAAUGCUAUAUAACAUAAAUAUAUAUAUAUAAUAAAGAUAAUUAUACCCUAUAUAUAUAUUUUAAUAUUAUUUAGGGAAUUUAAUUAGUUGGUUGGAAUUCAAAAGGUUUAUUUUAAUAUUUGCUUCGUGAAAUGUAAAUGUCUGAUGCUUAUGUAUUUUAAAUGCUCUUGAAAUCAAGCAUAGUACAAAGCUAACUACACAGACUGAAGGCAUUACCUCUAAAAGCAUAGACUAAGCAAUACAAUUGAGAGAAACAUAGAACCAAUAAUUCUGCUACCGUAAAUAUGAAAUCCUUAACCUACAAAUAAACAAUAAGACGUGUACCUCAUGCAGUUAGAUGGCUCCAAGAUUACUGGUUGAAAGACAACUCUAAUGGAACAACUAACUUCUCAACAUGUGCAUGACAUAUUUUUGUUCUCUAUAUCUGUAAAUAAUAUACUAAUAAAAUAAAGUAAUGAGGGGUAGUUGGGUUUAAUCAAAAUUUCAAAGAUGAUGUUGCAAACUUGACGAUGCACAUCAAUACAUGAUUAUUGUAAAAAUGAAAAAUAAAUGAUUGCAUCUCAACUAUACAAAAAAGUGAUUUGAAUUAGUGUCAAGUCAAAUUAAUCAAAACACAUUUAAAUGAUGUGCAAUUAAUUUUCUCCCAAAUAGGAUUAUAACAUGUUACAUUUUAGCUUAAUUUAGUUCACAUUUAAUUCUCAAUUGGUCUGACUGCAUCAGUUUCAAUAAUAGUACAAAAGCACACCUCAUUUAACCACUUCACAUAGACGCCAACCCCACAUGCUUAGCUGUCC